Leptopilina heterotoma is the source of this 1580-nucleotide messenger RNA. RefSeq lists its product as uncharacterized. Gene Ontology annotation, cellular component: membrane. The transcript is spliced from 2 exons. The coding region runs from base 705 to 1106 and encodes 133 amino acids. The record is from RefSeq and is a predicted model, not a curated record. Gene Ontology annotation, biological process: hemocyte migration. Gene Ontology annotation, molecular function: growth factor activity. Lineage: Eukaryota; Metazoa; Arthropoda; Insecta; Hymenoptera; Figitidae.
GUAGAAAAUUGUAAACAUUUGUUUGUAAGAUAAUUUUUCACACUUCAUAUUUUUGAAUUUAUUUUCUAUUCAUUUUAUUUUUAUUUGAUUUUGUUUCUUUUUACAGUUUUCUCAUUAUUUUUGUCGAAUUUCUCCCUUUCGGAUACAAAGGACGAAGGGAAAGAGAAAGAGAGAGCUUCUGUUGACAAACUUAUAAGAAAGACGAUAAAUGAGAAGAAUGAAGGUGCGAUCCAAAGUCACGAGACGUAACGCAAUUUCUCGAAUGGGAGGCAGGACCAGAAGUUGUAAUUAUACUUAUCUUAGUGAUAUUCUUGGAACGGUUUGUUCGACCCCUCCUUGAGUUUACUGAGAACCAAGUGAGAGGAGGACGGAUUGAUUUCUUGGUGCUUGAGAAUGGAAAAAGAAAGACGGAUAAGAGAGGUAGACUGCAAGGAGCAGAAAAAGAGGAAAAGAGAAACGACGACGACGACGAAGACGAAGACGAUGAUGAUGAUAGAAAUCUGAGGUGGGGACACAACUCUCUGAGGAUGAAAGUUACAUAUAUACAUACAGAGAGAGGAUUCUGAUCGCAGAAGACAAAAGUCACGAAUCCUCCUUGCUCCUUGACAAGCGCGAGCUUUGAAAAUUUAAUGUCAUAAAGUAAUUCAUUACAUUUUGUCUCUUGGUUUUGAAAUCGUCUUUUUUCAAAGAGGGAAAAUAACAAUAUGAAGAGAAUUAUUAUUUUAUUCAUCGUUCUUGGAUUUAUUUCACUUGCCGUUAGCAAGCAUCUCAAGGACAGCAGUUAUUUGAAUCACGUGCAAUUGGUUCAUGAAUUUAGAUGCUCCUUUCCUCAACCGCGUGCUGUUUCAGUGGAGGAAUUGCUGACAGUUGGACCAAGUGCUGAUGAAAUUUUUUAUCCGCCCUCGACAGUAUUGGCUCGAUGUGGAGGUUCCGGAUGUUGUCCGAUUAAUCAAAUUUGCGCUCCAGCUGAAUCGAGAAAUGUCAGUCUUGUUUUCAUGGUAAAGCAUGCAAUUGAUCGUCAAAGAGAUCGACAUCACGAGAUCAUACAUGCCUUGGAACACACAAGAUGCGAAUGUGUGGAUGAGAAACUUGUCGUUUCUUUGUAAUUAUUAUUGCCUUAAAAAUUUUCAUUGCGCAAGAAUAGAUUUUAUUCGCGAAAGCUGCUACUUUCUUCAUCCAAAAGUAGAACGAGAAUUUGUUCGAUUAAAAACAGUUUAAAACUUUAUCCGUCAGGAAUUAAAUAUUUAUUUCUAAAGUUUUAAACUUCUGACAAAUAUUUAUAAACUCUACAUUUUUUUAGUUUGUUUUUCUCUUUGUAUUAAUUUUUAUUUGAAUAACUUCAUUUUUUUCGCUUUAUUUAAUUUAUCAUCAAAAUUACAAAAAUUCAAGUUUCAUCUGUUUAUUAACGUAAAUAAUCAACUAUUUUUCAAAUCUUUUUUUGUUUAGUGAAUUGCAAAAAAAUUUGAAAUCACAAAAGAAUGUAACGAACGAAUUAAUUAGAAUUUACUUUUAAAUAAUCGGUUUUUCUGUAUUAUGAAACUUUGUAAUUUUUCUCUUAGUAUUUGCAUAUUAUUAUCAUU